This is a messenger RNA of Colletotrichum truncatum, 339 nucleotides long. NCBI's taxonomy places the organism in Eukaryota, Fungi, Ascomycota, Sordariomycetes, Glomerellales, Glomerellaceae. The record is from RefSeq and is a predicted model, not a curated record.
AUGGUCGACUACGAGACGUCGGGUGAGAUGCGACGCGUCGACGCGGAUCUUGGAGGCCUUACUCUAAAUUGUACGGAUGGAGAGCCAUCUCACGUCGUCCGACUCACCUUCGUUUGCGACCGCGGCCGUCCGUGGCAGUGCGGGGCGGUCAGUGCACCUCGCAACACCAUUCCGGAGCCGGAUGGAGCUUGGGACAUGGAGAUGGAUGUUGGGGAAAGGAGAAUGGAGGGAAACGCAUACGUGGAUUCAACGACGGAAUUAAGUGGUCAUAAGGCGGCGCUAUCAACAAGAUUUCAAGGUUCCCAGACGCCCAGGCACAAGCGCAUGUGGUGGGUUUGA